AGCUGACGGUAGAGGUUGAGCGACUGAAGAAAAGGCUCGUCGAGUUACGUGGCUACGGAAGGAAGCAUUCGCAGCACCCCAGCAACGUCGAAAUGCUCACGAUCCAGGAGAAACUGAGAAACAUAGAUGAACAUUUUUACAAAGAUCAUUCAAUAGAUCCCCGGAAACCGCUUACGAUCAGCGGAUUCCCAAUGCCACUGCAGUGCGAGGAGGAUGUGGAUCGUUUGGAGCUGAUGGUUAAUCGUAAUCCGAAAAUAAGAGCGCAAUAUAUUGAAUUCCUCCGUUGCAAGAAACCGUUUAGCUUAGAUAUUAGUGAAUGUAUUGGUAAAUUUUUUACCGGCGAAGCACUUGCCAAUUUUAGUUGGAAAUGCAUCAGAACUUCCGAUAAGGCUCGCAACGCGAUGACGGAUUAUCAUAUAUUUACCUCUUGUAUGCUGGAAGCAUGGGAAGCGCAAGGCAUAGACGAGACUAAACUUGGCGGCGAAUUACGGCGGGCGAUCACAAUACUCGCCAAGAGACGCUAUAUCGCCAACUAUCAUAAGCGGGAUCGCUAGCAAGUUUGCUAAAAUAGUCGAUUAUGCGUCACAAUAUGAUACUAUAAUUCAUGCACGUUUAACAACUUUUUUAUUUUAGGAGGAUUUUUAAUAAGGAUCUGUUUCGUUAUCCUCGAUGUAACAAGUAGAUCCUCCCAAAUAUGUUGAUAGCAUACAAUUGAGCGUGUUAAUAAUAUGAUCGAAUAAAUUAAUUUGUUUUUUCUCAGAACACAUAUAUAAAA
Molecule: messenger RNA, 775 nt
Organism: Anopheles arabiensis
Lineage: Eukaryota; Metazoa; Arthropoda; Insecta; Diptera; Culicidae
Exons: 3
Coding region: 93-554 (153 amino acids)
Source: RefSeq, a predicted model, not a curated record